CUACUUUACAACGAAAUCCGAAUUUGCAGAGCCGGCCCGAUAAUUUUAAUUACCAAAACAACCCAACCGGUAAAUGAAACACCAAACCCAAAUGUCUUCGGUAAAUCUUAUCGCCAGCCGUCACCGUCACUGUCACCAACCCACGUUGUUUUAAUUUCCCGUCGAACCAAAAACCGGUAACAUUUGUCCGUGAGGUAGAAAAGAAAAUAGUUUUUUUAAAAUUUUUUUUGCCGUGUCCGUUCAAAAGUCGUCAGGCACGCAUAAUAUUAACGCCCGUCAUUAAAUUCGGCCGGUCAACCUAACAAACGCACAGCCCUAAAUCAAACAACCCUCUUUUCCUCUAUAGCCUUCUCUCCCUCUCUCUCUCCUCUCUCUCUUCCGCACUUUCUCUCUCACAUAGUCACACACUACCGCUUGAUUUCUUAUCAGAUCGGAGAAACGGCGAACACCGACAUGGAAGACGACGAGGAAGUUCAGUCUCAUCCGUCGGGAGGGAGCAGAUCUCCAUCUCCGGGGUCUUCCACAACCCCUCCGCCGUCCUCGCGCUCCAACGGGAGGAUAACGGUGACGGUGGCUGCAGUGCCGCAGCAGACACAGUCUCAGAACAACAACAACAACAACACCUUGACUCUGGCUUUGCCCAUACAGCGCGGCAACAGCCAGCAGCAAUCGGCGGGGACGAAGGCUGCCGGAGGUAGCGGCGGCGGCGGCGGUGGAGGAGGAAGGGAAGACUGCUGGAGCGAAGGGGCGACCUCGGUUUUAAUCGACGCUUGGGGUGAAAGGUACCUGGAGCUCAGCCGGGGAAAUCUGAAGCAGAAGCACUGGAAAGACGUCGCCGACAUAGUUAGCAGCCGGGAUGAUUACAAAAAGACCCCCAAAACUGAUAUUCAGUGCAAGAACCGAAUUGAUACGGUUAAGAAGAAAUACAAGGUGGAGAAAGCCAAGAUCGCAUCCGGCGGUGGGCCCAGUAAGUGGCCAUUCUACGAAAGGCUUGAUCAUCUCAUUGGUCCUUCAGGUAAGGUAAUCUCAGGCCCUUCUUCCUCGUCUGCAGGCCUGCUGCCGUACUCUGGUAGUGGUGGUGGUGGUGGUAAUAAUAGUCAAAGAGUACCCAUGGGGAUUCCGAUGGGAGUUAGAUCAGCUCCCCCUGCUCAGCUCCGGCAACCGAAACAUCAGCAGCUGUUUAGAAAACGGCAGCAGCCAGAUUCCGACGAGGACUCCGACGACGAGGAGUCAGAACCAGAACCAGAGCCCUUCCGGAACUACACAGCUGAUGAUUUUCCUCCGGACAGGAAGCGGCCGAGGAUGGUGAUGACUCCAUUGAUGCCUCAUAAUUCGAGGACGGUGGUUCCCAGUAACAAAGAUGUCCUGAAAAAAAGGGAUCUUGGAGCCGGGGAGAAGAAGAACUAUUCUGAGAGUCCAAAUUCAGAUUCGGUGAAUGAAUUGACUCAAGCGAUACUGAAAUUCGGGGAAGCUUACGAGCAGGCGGAGACCUUAAAGCUACAGCAAUUGGUGGAAAUGGAGAAGCAGAGGAUGAAAUUCGUAAAAGAGAUGGAAUUGCAGAGAAUGCAGUUCUUCAUGAAGACGCAGUUGGAGCUUUCACAGCUUAAAAGCAGUACUAGUAAUAGUAGUAGUGGCGAUGGUGGCGGUCCUGGGAGGAGGGUGGUUGGAAACAGUAACAAUCACCACAACCACCACCGGGGUAGUAGUAAUAAUAAUGCCAGUAACAACAAUAUUGGUGCUGCCAAUCACAAUGCCAAUGACAACAUAAGUGAUAGCAGUAAUUGAGUGAUGGUGAGGAUGUUGUUGAUUGUAGGUGUAAUCUUUUUAGGUUUAAUGGUUUUAGUUAGUAUGCAUUGAUCCUGUUUUCUUAUGUAGAAGUGGAAGUAUUGACCCAUCUGUUGUGGAAUUGACAAAGUGUAUACCUGAAUCAGUAGCUUUUAAGGAAACAUCUGUUGUAGCCUGAAUUAGUUGUCUUUCAUGAUUGGAUAAGUUAUUAUCAUUCAAUGCUCAAACUGGAAUCUGUGUGUUAUCUUUAUGGUUAGAAUGGUUCCAUUUUGAUCUGUUUUUUUCUCUGGUGAGGAGUGGAGGGUUGGGAAUCUGCAUAUUGCCUCCAGCAGUGACUCAAGCCCUCAACCUGUCUUGUAAAAGGGGAUGGCUGUGUAUGUGUCUUUCUGAUAAGAGUAAUUCAGGGUUUCAGGGGUGAAGAUACUGCGCUUUUAGCCUUAUUCCAAAGGGGCUUGUGUCAUCCUGACCAAUUUAAGGACAUUCACGGGAUGCUACUUGCAUAACCUCUUCCUAUUUGUGAAGGGCGUUCUCCGGAAACUUUCUGCAAUGUCGAAUUCUAUAUUAAGCAUUGGGGAAUUCAGAAGAAAGGAAUGUGUCGAAUUCAUAUGCUGCAGAAUUGCAUAUGCACAUAUCUCUGGUAGUGGUUCGAGCUUCCUAAAGUAGUGAACCAAUAUAGUAUAACCAAAUAGCUACCAAUGAUGUUCAGCAGAUUUGCGGAGUUAGGAAAUGUAGUGAGUUUUCAGUACACAUCUCGCAACAUAGGGAUCUUUCGGGUGUGGAUCUCUGUCUCGAUUGGAGUCCAGAAUCAUUCUCCAUUUCUCCUACUUUUUUAAUGUAAAGAGUGUAGACGUUACAACAAUAACUGCUAGGGUGGUUUCAAACUUUCAAUUAAUUGUUUCUCUUUAUGUCGGUAUUGCCCAGUGGAACGAGCUGCAUUGGCAGAAACAACUGCAGCAGACCUUUGAAGAAAGAUUGGUCCAGUUUCCGUCUUCGACACACAGGUAGAGGAAGACCCCGUUUCUGUGUCCAUGAGCCAUGGCUGAAGUUGAUCAUCAUUCAGGCACCAGCCCACGGAGUUUUCUUCUUCUCUUUCUUGCUGCUUCUUUAUAUAGCUGCUAACAGCAUCCUUUUCCCAGAAACUAGAGUAAUCCCCCAUUUAAAUGUCGAAAAUGAUCAACAAAAGAAUGCGAGAUCAUCAUCAAUGUAAAACCUCUAGCAAGUCGCCAAUUAAAUCAUGAAAUAUACAAUUUAUGGCGCGCUGAU
Oldenlandia corymbosa var. corymbosa is the source of this 3048-nucleotide messenger RNA. The record is from the annotation of a GenBank genome assembly. NCBI's taxonomy places the organism in Eukaryota, Viridiplantae, Streptophyta, Magnoliopsida, Gentianales, Rubiaceae.